AUGGCAUCUGAGAGCGCGCGCCUCCAGCACCUGCUCGCCUCCAAAGGGCUUGGAGAUCGCCGCCCCUCCGAGCUGCUCAACAGCAUGCGGCACCUACUGGGCACAAACAACGUCUACUCGAACAGUGUGGCGUUCAGGGAGCUCUUUAUGCAGCGCCUGCCGCAGUUCCCCUGCCUUGUCUUGGUCGCUGUAGGGGACCUGACCCUCGACCGUUCCUCCCAUCUCGCUGAUGGAGUCCACGACCUUCGGUCACCGCCCUCACUUCCAACGCCAGAGUACUCAGUCAUAUCCCCCUUAGAGUCCCGGAUCGACCAGCUUGCCGUUUCCAUAGACGCGCUACGGACGUCCUCUCAUGAUCAGUGCGAUUACUCCUCACGUCUCGGCCGCCGUUCGUCUUCUCCGAGCAGUCCUCGAAGAUCGCCUAUUCGCUGGUAUUAUCGCACAUUUCAGCACCGCGCCCGCCAAUGCAAGUCCCCAUGCAGCUGGUCAGGAAAGGCGCCUUGA
Dermacentor andersoni is the source of this 504-nucleotide messenger RNA. RefSeq lists its product as uncharacterized. Lineage: Eukaryota; Metazoa; Arthropoda; Arachnida; Ixodida; Ixodidae. The record is from RefSeq and is a predicted model, not a curated record.